GUAUUAUUGAAGCCUCUCCGCUUCCAAUUGGCCGAUGACGCAAAUUACGUUUACGGAUGUGCGCGGAGUUUAGCGUCCUUCCGGCGUAAACAAGUGCCCAAACGUAUAGACGUCCUGUGUGUGUUUGGCCUGUUUCACAGCCAGAGAGCGCUGAUCGUGCACAUCGGCCUCCUGUCCUGACAUGACCACCAGGCAUCUGCAGAAGCUCGCCGUCUUCACCACCCUGCUGACUGGCGCAGGGGUCGGCACCAUGUACUACCUGAUGCAGAAGAACUUAACCCAGCCUGACUGCCACAGACUGGCUCUGCAGAAGCUGAAAGAGUGUCCAGUUGCCAUGGAAACCCUCGGAGCCCCGCCUUUAAAAGUCUCUAGAAUCCGUCUGACUGACAGACGACUCUUUAUUGAUCAGUACACGGAGCAGAUGAUGAUCCCUGUGCGAGGCUCCAAAGCCAGAGGUUUUUUGUGUACCUUUUCAGUUCGAGAUCCCAUCACCAACAGGUGGAGUUUGAGGCAGGCAGUUCUAGAGCUUUGGGAAGGACAGACUGUGGAUCUGUUCCAAACUCCUGAACCAGCUCCAGCACAGAUCCAGACAGAGGACUUCCAGGAGCUGGACCCGGGUCACUGGCCCUAAAAGGCUGUACUAAACAUUAAUGUCAACGUAGGGGACUCUGUUGUGUCCCAGCAGGUUCUGAGUCGAGGUGGAACUGGCCAACAUCAGCAAAGUGCCAAUUCUUUAACUUCAGCAUCGUUUACACAAAGGGACACGUUUCUGUGCAGAAUAAAAGCUGUGGUUUCACUAA
Messenger RNA from Betta splendens (Siamese fighting fish), 800 nucleotides. Its product is annotated as cytochrome c oxidase assembly factor 1 homolog. Gene Ontology annotation, cellular component: mitochondrial inner membrane. The record is from RefSeq and is a predicted model, not a curated record. Bases 182 to 631 code for a protein of 149 amino acids. Lineage: Eukaryota; Metazoa; Chordata; Actinopteri; Anabantiformes; Osphronemidae. The transcript has 5 exons. Gene Ontology annotation, biological process: mitochondrial respiratory chain complex I assembly; mitochondrial respiratory chain complex IV assembly.